AUGUCCGAGCAAACGACAUCCAACCAGGAAACCGUCGAUCCAGCCACGGAUAUGUGUAGCCCACAAAUUUGUCGUGAAAAGAGGAAUUCGAACGCGAAAAAGAAACAGAACGGGGACGACAAGGUUAUCAAGUUCCGCUGUGACUUUCCCUCGACGCAGGUUAAGGUGAUGCUGGCGAGAGGCUGGAUACAGGUCACCGAUCCUAACGACCUCGGCUGGCAUCUCUGGUGGUGCGAGACCAACGACGCUCGCCAGGUCCUGGAUUCGAAGCUCGCGCCACACCAAAAAAUCCCUCACUUCCGUAACCACUACGAGCUGACCCGCAAGAACUACCUCCACCGUAACCUGAAACGUUACAAGAAAUCGCUGCUGAAGUCGAACAAGACCGCGGAGGCCGAGUUCUGCGACUCGAUGCCGUUGACCUUCGAGCUGCCCAACGACUACAGGCUGUUCACCGAGGAGUAUCACAAGCAACCUGGAGCCACGUGGAUCGUGAAACCGGCUGGGAGAUCGCAGGGCCGAGGGAUCUUUCUGUUCAGGAAGCUGAAGGACCUGACCGAGUGGAGAACGAAAGAGUUCAACUUCCAGCAGCUGGAGACGCCUGUCGAGACGUUUAUCGUACAGAAAUAUGUGGAGAAUCCUUACCUACUGGCAGGGAGGAAGUUCGAUCUACGUAUUUACGGCCUGGUAACCUCGUUCCAUCCUUUGAAGGCCUGGCUGGCUAGAGAGGGAUUCGCGCGAUUAUCCACAGAGCUGUUCGAUCUGGAGAAUAUCGACGAUAGCAGGGUCCAUUUAACGAACAUUGCUAUACAGCUGAAGACCGACGGGAAUGAGAAAAAGGAGCUACAGAAAGGGUGCAAGUGGGCGUUGGUUAAAGUCAGGGAGUAUCUGACCGCUCGGCACGGGGUGGAAGCUAUUGAAACUCUGUUCCAACGAAUUGCGGGUGUGAUAAUGGCCAGUUUGCUGGCGGUACAACCGGUGAUAAUGCAAGGGAAGAACUCCUUCGAGUUGUACGGCUAUGAUAUAUUGCUCGACGAGGAUCUGAAACCGUGGUUGCUCGAGGUGAACGCGUCCCCGGCUUUAACCGGCACCGAUAGCGAGGAUUAUCGACUGAAGUUCGAUCUCAUCGACGACACCCUGAACGUUCUCGACAUCGAGGGUCGUUUCUCCGGCUGGGAGACCAGGAUCGGCGGUUUCGAUCUGCUGUGGAACGACGGCCCUGUGUGGACCACUUGUCCUAAUCCCUCGAUCUGCGGCGAACCGCCGAACGACCUCAGAAAACUCAACAUUUUCCUCGGCGCUCGUAACCAACGCGUCAAACAGUUACGUCAGCUACGGGAUUGUUUGCGCGAAAGACGCAAUAAAACGCGGAACGGUAGCUACAGAGGAGACUGGUAA
This is a messenger RNA of Dufourea novaeangliae, 1398 nucleotides long. RefSeq names its product probable tubulin polyglutamylase TTLL9. NCBI's taxonomy places the organism in Eukaryota, Metazoa, Arthropoda, Insecta, Hymenoptera, Halictidae. Gene Ontology annotation, molecular function: metal ion binding; tubulin-glutamic acid ligase activity; tubulin binding. Gene Ontology annotation, biological process: microtubule cytoskeleton organization; protein polyglutamylation. The coding region runs from base 1 to 1398 and encodes 465 amino acids. The record is from RefSeq and is a predicted model, not a curated record. The transcript has 4 exons. Gene Ontology annotation, cellular component: cilium.